Rhipicephalus microplus (southern cattle tick) is the source of this 2376-nucleotide messenger RNA. RefSeq names its product neprilysin. Gene Ontology annotation, cellular component: plasma membrane. Gene Ontology annotation, biological process: protein processing. The record is from RefSeq and is a predicted model, not a curated record. Gene Ontology annotation, molecular function: metalloendopeptidase activity. Lineage: Eukaryota; Metazoa; Arthropoda; Arachnida; Ixodida; Ixodidae.
AUGAGUGCCUGCCUGCAAGCCGCGAACGAGUCUCAGCGUAAGAGCCCACCAUGCGAAGAAGAAUUGAGCAUCCAGGACAAGAGCGAGACUGGCAGUGGAUCGCCGCAGCACUCCGCAGAGUGCACUGCGGCUCAGCCAGCUUCCAAUGCCGCAGCGCCCACGACCGCCGACGACGUCCACGUUCGCAAGCGGCUGUGCAACUGGGCAGCUGUCUGCUGGGAAACGGCCAUAUUUCUGUUCGCUUUGCUUCUCGGCUCGGUGGUGAUUACUACUUUCGUAUGGGUAGCGAUGCCGAACGCGCCUUCCCUGAUUCUCGCGUUGUGGAACACGGCGCUGCCGGGCAGUUCCAUCCAGGAGGCGGCGGCAACGACCAGCGACGGCACGGAGCCGUUCGACGCAGCCGUGCCCUGGGGUCCGUGCGCGUCGGCCGCUUGCUUCGAGCAGUCGCGGAUGCUGCUUCGCCAGCUCAACCGAAGCGUGGACCCGUGCGACGAUUUCUACGAGCACGUGUGCCGCAACUGGGAGCAGGCACAUCCGCUGCAGCGGGGCCAGGUGGGCGUCUCGGUGGACGACCUGAUGCUGGAGGCCUACACCAACACGCUCGUCACUGCUAUCCGAAACGACCGCGAGGGCUUCGCCAACGUGCGCCGCUUCUUCGACGAGUGCAUGGAGCCCGGCGAGCGCCUCUACUACGAGCUCAUGAGCCUGCUCCAGAAAACGAUCGGCCUCAGCGGCUGGAACACCACUGCCACCAGCACAAUGGGCGCCGUACAGCUCUCGCAGGCGCUAGGGGCCAUGCAGAGGUACCUGGCUGUUGACGUGAUCUUUCGACUUGCCAAGGUCGAAUCGACCACUGGAAACGGUCCACUACUAGUUAUUCAGCAGCCUACUACGGUCCUUGUUCGUUCCAAGCAAGGUGCCCAAGAAGAGCAACUGACUAGACAUUACUUCGAGUCGUUGCUGGCGUACUUCCGAAGAAGCUUUAAAACUGACGUCUUGAAAGUGGAGAAGCGGUUAGCAAACUUUUUCAGGCUCCGCGAGGAUGAUAAUUUCGAUAGAUGCCCUACCUUACAGGUGUCUCAACUGCCGGUGAUGCAACGGAUUGAAUGGAUUUCACUUUUACGCACGGCCUUUGGAGACGACGGUAUAGAUAAGUCGACUUCAGUGGUACUUGGCUCGCCAGAGUAUGUGUUUGCACUCGCCGUCGAAGACGCCUUACCAUCGUCUACAGAGUUGGUCCACUACAUGCUCUUUCGCCUCGCAGUUCUUCUGCUGCCAUUGAAUUACGACAGCCGCGUAAGGGACAGCUUCGGUUCCAUAGGUUAUGCGACCUUUCCAGAACUUCACCGUCCUCUUCGUCAAACAAAAGCUUGCCUUAGGAUUCUCAACCGUUUUGAACCCAAUAUACCUCUGUACUUAUCACGCGGCUUCUCAGAAAGCGUCCUUGGUGGUCGAAAGUUCAUCCUGUGGCUUCUAGUUCAGCUUCGGGACGUCUUUCGCGAUUACGUGCUUGGAAUUCACUCCUUCAGUAACACCCUCCGAGGACGCCUCAUUACGGGACUCGACGCAAUCCAAUGGGAGCCACUGUUCCCGACCAUGCUUUUGAACGACUCAGUACGAUUCCAGUACGCUCGCGAGGCCUACCAGGAUAGCAGCGUGUCUACGUCCUCCACUAUGCAUCAGUGGCUGACAACCUCGUCGCAACGAGGGCUUCCGUGGACGUGGCGGGGUGGCUUUCUGAGUAGCGAACCCAAGGUGCCCUAUCCGUACCAGAGGCUAGAAAUUCCGCCGGCCACGUUCAACUUGAAUGUCUACAAUGACACGACUACCGGGGCCCUUCAAAUAGCCAGGAUCGCUCCCCGAAUUUAUGGCCGCCUCUUCAACGUGCUGCAUGCGUGGACACUGGCGUUCGACCAGGGACGUAGACACCAGCGCAAGUUUGUACGAAGUUUCGCCAGCCUGCGCAGAUGCCUCGCACAUGACUACGACCACAUGUCCUGGCUACGCAAAACCUCAAGCCCUGGCAAUGGAAGCUGGCCACUGCAAGACCUGUGGGACGGACUGGCCAUACCGCUAGCGUACGAGGCUUUCAUGUUUUACUUACGCCAGACGGACACAACACUGCGCAUGGGCAUCAGCAAAAAGGAUGUUCUGGACGCACCACGGCUCUUCUUUGUGUACUACGCCUCCAGCCUGUGUGAGAACUUCACACCUAGGCUUAAGCGUUGGAACGCGGUCAACGGCUUCAAGAGCCCAGCCUGGUUCCGCGUCAAUGGGCCUCUGCGCAACACGCCGCACUUUGCCGAAGCUUUCCGCUGCAGGCCGAAGUCAUUUAUGAACCCUGCACGAAAGUGCCUUCGAACUGGCCUGAAUUAG